Molecule: messenger RNA, 988 nt
Organism: Nylanderia fulva
Lineage: Eukaryota; Metazoa; Arthropoda; Insecta; Hymenoptera; Formicidae
Product: flexible cuticle protein 12-like
Cellular component (GO): chitin-based extracellular matrix
Molecular function (GO): structural constituent of chitin-based larval cuticle
Source: RefSeq, a predicted model, not a curated record
UCCGUCCCUCGAACAUUCCUGCCUGACAUUUUCAGCCGCAUAACAUGCUUGUUGUGCCAUCAGCCGAUUCGCCGCGGCUGGUCAUUUAAGGAUUUCGACACAUGGACAUGAAAAUUUUCGGCAACGAACGAUGGUAGGGCGUAAUGCACAUCGCGCAAUUCGGGCUAUAUAUAUAUUCAUCAGCCGUAUAUUGGAUCAGUCACCUGUGAGCCAUCUCGGAUCAUCUCAUUUUCUUAAAAGAGAGAGAGAGAGAAAGCGCAAAACUCAACCAUGAAGCUGAUCAUUGCCUUUGCUGCCGUCGUCGCUGCCGCCCUCGCAAGGUCUCCUCCUCUUAUCCUACCUGCGCAGCCAGACUACAAUCAGGUGGUCCUCGUGAAGGAGACGCCUCUGGACAAUAUCGGCAUCGACGGAUAUCAAUUCGGUUAUGAACUCUCCAACGGCCAGGCUCACCAGGAGACGGCCCAGCUGGUGAACGCCGGCCAGGAGAACGAGAGCCUCGCCGUCCGCGGUAGCUUCACCUACGUCGACCCGGCCACCAACGUCAGGUACACCGUCAACUACGUCGCCGACGAGAACGGAUUCCGCCCCGAGGGAGCGCAUCUGCCUUCCGCCUAAAUUUUAGCGCGAACAUCAUCUGCAAAAAUUUCAUAAGCAAAUUCCUUCACACAAUUCAAUCUCCCAAUCUUCGAUCGUAUAGCGAUCUCGCGACUUAUUAGUUUGAAAAUAAAUUCAUUUUUCACAUAAUUCUUGUCGUUUUUUAACCUCGCGCUUCCUUUUUAUAUUUCCAACAAUGUUAUUUCGAUUUUGUUAAUAGAUAAGUAACGUUAAAAUAGAAAAUGAAGCUAUAUUGUUAAUCAAUGUUUGGCUGAUGCAAAUGAUCUUUAAUUGAUUCGAUUAAUUUUCUCAACCUAUAAUAGAAUUCAACGAAUUGUGCAGUACACUGUAGAUAUAUGUUACAAAAUUUUUAAUGCAUAUCUGUAUCUUUUGA